Molecule: messenger RNA, 1188 nt
Organism: Motacilla alba alba
Lineage: Eukaryota; Metazoa; Chordata; Aves; Passeriformes; Motacillidae
Product: bone marrow proteoglycan-like
Exons: 4
Coding region: 339-1157 (272 amino acids)
Source: RefSeq, a predicted model, not a curated record
CCCUCUGCCUUGGGCACCCCCGUGCACCCCCAGCCUGUAGCCCCCCCUCCCUGCGGGCAAGGACUCCAUCCCUGCCCCAGUGUCACCCCAAUGUCCCCAUAGCGUCCCCAGGGCCAGGCUGGGUGGCGCAAGGCUGUGGUGGUGACAUGUGGUCCUGUCACCCCUAUAAGGGGGACAACGGGCCGAGCCCCCCAGACCCCAGGUGAGGAGCGGGGAUGGGGACGGGGACAGGGAGGGGAACAGCAGAGUGGGGUCAGCCCCUGGCUGCUGGGGUGGGCACCAGGCGUGGGCAUCCCUGAGGCUGGGAUGAGGGUGUUGGGGUCACGGGGGUCUCUGGGAUGCCGGGAGCAUAUGGGAGUGGCACAGGGAAUGGUGGAGGGACAGUGGGGAUAUGGGGCACAGAGGGGCAGGAUGGGGUGAGGGACACAAGGUGGAACUGGGGGACAUGGGGACACAAGGUGGAACAAGGACAGUGGGGACACGGGGGAUGGCAGAAGGGCCACAGAGAGAACGGAUUGCUACCAAGGGUGGCAGAGGGGCUCUGGACCGUGGUGGGGUGUGACAGGGCUGUGGCAUCUCCAGAAGGUGCUGGUGGUGUCCCCAGUGUCCCUGCGUGUCCCACUGCCAUGUGGCUGUGCCUGCUGCUCGCUCUCGCCCUGCUGGGCACUGUCUCUGCCAGCCACCCUGCCCCCCGCCAGCCCCAGGGGGUCCCCGCUGGUGAGACCACCCAGCUGCGCUACGCCGUGGUGAAGAAGCUGCGCACCUACUCGGGCGCCCAGAGCUACUGCAAGGACGUGUACCGGGGCCAGCUGGCCUCGGUGCACAGUGCUGCCCGCAACCAGGAGCUGCAGAAACUGGCAGGAACCUACAAAAUCAUCAUCUCACCCUGGAUCGGAGCUGUCACCAGCCGCAGGCAGGCGGGGCAGUGGGAAUCCUACUGGGAGGACUCCAGCCCCUGGAACUACGCGAACUGGGCGCCCACCCACCCCUUCCACAUUGUCACCACCUGCACCACACUCAGCAUCCGAGGUAAGGUCACCCAGCCACCGUGUCCAGGCUUGGGGGGUGCUGGGGAGGGGAGCACAGGCUGCUGGGGCAUGGGAGGAACAUUGGGAGGGCACUGUGGGGAGGGGGCUGCAGGGCACUGGGUGAGCUGAGGGGAGAACCGAGGCCACUGGGAGGGGUUAC